This is a messenger RNA of Malurus melanocephalus (red-backed fairy wren), 700 nucleotides long. RefSeq names its product S100 calcium binding protein A1 (gene S100A1). Gene Ontology annotation, cellular component: sarcoplasmic reticulum. The record is from RefSeq and is a predicted model, not a curated record. NCBI's taxonomy places the organism in Eukaryota, Metazoa, Chordata, Aves, Passeriformes, Maluridae. Gene Ontology annotation, biological process: regulation of heart contraction. The transcript is spliced from 3 exons. Gene Ontology annotation, molecular function: S100 protein binding; calcium ion binding. The coding region runs from base 16 to 558 and encodes 180 amino acids.
GGAGCACACGCGGGGAUGGGGACACGGGGACCGGGAGCCCCCCGAGGUGACACCGCCACCUCAGCCGUGUCCCCAUGGUCUGGGGGUGCUGUCCGGGGUCACCCCGGGGGUUUUGCCCCCCAAGCUCGGCCCCCGCGGGGGUGGCCGGCGGUGCCAGCCGGGCUGUCCAGCCCCGGUAUCGGAUCCUCCCGGAGGGAGGGGGUUUGGAGCUUAUUUAACGUGCCCGGCGGGCCGGGCGGGCGCACUCGGAGCGCGGGGAGCUCAGCCUCAGCCAUGGGGUCGCAGCUGGAAGGGGCCAUGGAGAGCCUGAUCAACGUCUUCCACCACUACUCGGGCAARGAGGGCGACAAAUACAAGCUGAGCAAGAAGGAGCUCAAGGAGCUGCUGCAGAGCGAGCUGGGAUGUUUCCUGGAGACCCAGAARGACGCGGGGGCCGUGGAGAAGAUCAUGCAGGACCUGGAUGAGAACGGCGACGGGGAGGUGGAUUUCCAGGAGUUCGUGGUCCUGGUGGCCGCYCUGACCGUGGCUUGUAACACUUUCUUCUGGGAGAACGCCUGACCCCCGCCCCGGCCGCAGCGGGACGAGGAUCCCCCAAAAUUCAGAGCCCAUCCCAUCCCCAGCUCGCCCCCAGCUCGCCCCCUCAGCAUUUUCCCAGGGGAUCCCCCCGGGAUUCAGCUCCGCAAUAAAGGCACCGACCCAG